Melanotaenia boesemani (Boeseman's rainbowfish) is the source of this 3640-nucleotide messenger RNA. RefSeq names its product fibrinogen-like 1 (gene fgl1). Gene Ontology annotation, biological process: negative regulation of T cell activation; regulation of immune response. The transcript is spliced from 8 exons. The coding region runs from base 1672 to 2610 and encodes 312 amino acids. The record is from RefSeq and is a predicted model, not a curated record. NCBI's taxonomy places the organism in Eukaryota, Metazoa, Chordata, Actinopteri, Atheriniformes, Melanotaeniidae.
CCUCAUGGACGCUUAUUCAUCAACCCCAAUGAUUUUCCAUGUGCCGUUAGAUAAACCCAGCAGUUCUUUUUCAGCUGUACAUCGAGGUUACCGAUCUGAGCUGUGAUGCUGUAUCUUAUGAGGUUCCCCACAACAGCUUGAUAAAAUAGGAAUAUGGCUUUUUGUGCAGCUGCUUUUGCAGUCUGCUGCAGAGGUAAUCAACAUGGUUGCACCAGGUUAGAGUUAUUUAAUAAAACACCUGACAGGAACUAACCUGUUUGAAGCUGUGAUUGUGGAUAAGCACAGACCCACGUCCUGAGUGUCGAGCACCAUCUCCUCAUUUUAUUUCUGUUCAGAAUCACACCAGUUGAUAAACUUCUGAAUUUCCUAAAAAACAGACCAAAACAGAUCUUGGUUCUUUUCCAGUAAAAAUUAAACAGCUGUAUUAUCGGAGAACUGAAUGAUUCAGUGGAUAAAAGCCUCUGCAGUCAUCAGUGUACAGGUGAACAGGACAGGUGAGCUAACACAGCCUUGUGCUGAGAGUCCUGCAUACAGAGAGAGUCCCGUUCAGAGUCCAGUACAGCCCUUCUGUGGAAUGGACCCAGCAGUCUGCAAAGGUAACAUAUCUCAGCCACUACCAGUCAUGCAGGUGGCUGUUAGAAAAAUCCAGAGGGUCCUUUUCAUUACGAAUAUUCUGUCACGAUAUCUAAAAACGGCCACGAAUAAAUAAACCGAGUGUUUGGGGACUUUAUGUGUUGAUCUAAUCACUGACCUCACUGAAAAGAACUAUGUAUGUUGAUCAGCUUAAAUCAAUAUCUCAGUCAUUCUAAGACUAUUCAUGUAUAGCAAACAUCAGCAUGAGCUGCAGCCUUUAUUCAGCUACAUUAGCUGUCACGGUUACUAUACUAUCAAAGUUAAACUGAAAUGUAGUUUAUGUAUAUAGUAGUUCCACUUAUAAGAAAAAUGAUAUUUUGUUGGUAUUAAAAGGUCCUGGAGCUGGACUUUAUAAGGAGGAGGUCAGCAUUCCUUAUGUCAGUUUCUACAUGAAGUCUGCAAACAUAAAGGCAGGUGUUAAAAAAUGAAAAGAAAGCUCAUUCACACCCACAAAUCUCUUCCCUAAAAGACCAAGUUUUCCUCUGAAAAGAAUAACAGCAAUCUGUUUUAAUCUUUUGAGGGACUUUGUCUCCUGCUGUCCUCCUCCUAUAAAGGAUGACCUUCGGUGGUAUUUAGCUGCUCGCAACAUUUAUUUGAAAUGACACAACGCUGCUAAUCAGCACAAUUACUGCUUGAGUCUUUUAAUGACACUCACAAAGAGAGGAUGGAUAAGAGGCUAGACUUGGACAUUUUAGAGAGUGGUUUGAGGACAGAGAGGCGAGAGAGGAAAAUGCUGGCAGCUCUGGUUCUACCCUCUGAGCAUUAAGCUCUCUGAUCAAAUUAAUGUUAUUAUUUACCUUAUAUUUAAUAAAUUCAAAAAAUAAAGCUUCCAGUCACUGUUUCGUGUUGUUGCUGAGAUGAGCAGAUGUUUCCUGGAAGUAAAGCUGGUUUUGCUUUAUGGCAGCCCAGAUGUGGAGGAGGAGGAUGCACCAUCCUUCCGAGCAAAAAUCAAAGACGCAAAACUAUUAUGAAAAAUACAAGUCUGCUUCUUGCUUGAUGUCUUGCCUUGAGGUGUUUUGACAUCCAAACAAGAAGAAGAUGAGGGGCUCUAUCAUGGCACUGAUCAUAAGGCUGCUCGUCAUCUCAGCUUUCACCCAUGCGUCAGACAGUUGCAGUGAAGAGGUAGCUCGUCUGCGGGAACAGGAGAAGCUACUGAAGAGCCAACUUCAGAAACAAGAGCUCCUCCUACGCAGAUUACAGCUGAAUCAACAUGCCGACAUGAACAAACCCCGAACUAACGAGAUCCAGGACACACAGCACGCAGACUGCUCCCAGAUCUUCAGUUCAGGCUCCAAAUCCAGUGGUCUGUACAGAAUCCAACCCCAUGGCAGCCCCUCUCCGGUCAAAGUCUACUGUGAUACGACUGAAGGAGGUGGUUGGACUGUAAUACAGAGACGGAUCAAUGGAGCAGAGACGUUUAACAGGUCCUGGGCAGAGUAUAAGGACGGUUUUGGAGACAUGAAUGCAGAAUUUUGGCUGGGAAAUAACAACCUUCAUCGUAUCACAGCACAAGGAAAUUAUUCCCUGAGAAUCCACUUGGAAGACUUUGAUGGUAAUCAUCGCUACGCAGAGUACAAGAACGUCAACGUGGCAGAUGAGAAGGAUCACUAUCGACUUACCUUCGGAGCCUAUGUGGGCACAGCUGGAGAUGCGAUGUCUGGAGGCAACCAGGUUGGUGUGUCAGAGUGGGCCACCCACCACGCCAUGAAGUUUAGCACCUAUGACCAAGAUAACGACAACUACAAAGGAAACUGUGCCCAGGAAGACAAAGGAGGCUGGUGGUUCAACAAGUGUCAUUCAGCCCAUCUUAACGGCCGGUACUACCCCAACGGGCACUACAGCGCUUCGACAGAUGACGGUGUGGUUUGGUACUCCUGGAGAGGGUGGUGGUACUCGCUGAAGACCACAGUCAUGAAGCUGAGACCCAUCGGCUUUAAGAUCGAUCCCAAUGCGAUUUCUCAAAGUCCAUCUUUCUAAACCACAUCCUCUUUGCUUUGGGCUGAGCAUAACUUGGCAAUUUGAGACUUAAUAACAUGAUAUUGAAACUGACAAACACUUUAAUCCACUUAAACUCCAUGUUGGCUUAUUAUCGGUGUGCAUUAGUCAACCCCAGUGACAGACCCCUAAUAAACACUCUUCAUAUGUGUUCAGUCUGCUUUAGGUGGGGGUACAGAGCAAAUAUAGAUUGAAUGAACCAAAUAUUUAACCAGUCGACUUUGAAAGAUGUUAUUAAUUAAAGUGUAAACAUUCCCAAAUGGUGAGAAUAAAAAAAAACUUUAGCUUAAAAGAGCAGGAAUUAGAGAUAAACGUGGGUUUGUGAAGAUUAUUUGCUUUUUUUAGACUUGCAUGUUGCAGGAGGAAUUUGUGUGCACACACAGCUGUGUUUGCAGGAGAAAAGGGAAAUCUGAUGUCAGUGUGUGUGCCAGACACAGGCAGAAACCCUGGGCUGAAGGCGGUGAAAGAAGCCAUUAUCAGUUCACUGUAACUGAGCCAAACGGGAAUUUUACACGAAUAAAUAAUUAAAGAAGCAUGUUCCAAAAUAACUACACGGGCAAGCAGUUAACUGAGAUUUGUCAUGGGAAUUUGUCAUAAUUUUAUUAAGAUUACCACAAAUAAAUGACCAACAGACAAAAUACAAUUCAGUGUCAUUUUACAUUCAUUUAAAAAUUAUAUUACUUUAUCUACAUCAGUAGAAAUUUACAAUCUCAGAGGGAAAUUCCAUUUUUUUUUUUUUUUUACAAAAAUAGAAUUAUAUUAUACCAAACAGACUUAUUUCUUAAAAUGCUAUAAGUUUUAUAAACAGUAAUCAAGCAUUCAUUUGUACGCUUUAGUUUCACUGUGAACAUACAGACGGCUCCAUAUCACUGCUGUUUGGCUUAUAAUCACGAUUUAAACAAAUAAAAUGAGCAAGUAUUUUGUGUCUUCUGAGUUAUUCAGUGAUGUGAUUUAACUGCUAUAACUUAUUUCUGGUAUUUGAUAUAUCUUUUUUUAUUUAAGUUUUUUAUUU